AUGAACUGUCUCUUGGAGUAUUCAAAAGCAGAUGAUGUUCUUGUCAUGAAAGGAAACUUUGAGGGCUCCUCCGCAAAGCUCGUAUCAGUCAUGUCGGAUUUUGUCGAAGAACAGAAGAACAAAGACCUCCUGGAUAUGCCGCGGAUCCGCCAAUUGGACGUCCCUUCGAUGCUCGACGAAGACGACCAGACCAAGAUUGAGUCUGAGAAAGACCGCAAAGAGAAUAUGUUAACGCUGGUUGACGACUCGAACGACGAACCGAUUCCGGUGUCACUCAAUCGUGCUACUAAACACUGGACUUCGGAGACUGGUGGUUUGGGUUUCUUUGCCAAUUUUCAGGAGGUUCUUGGGGAUAUUGCGGCGAUGACUGGUACGGAGAUUUCGGCUAUAGAUGACACACUGGGGAUUCAGGUGACUGGUCAACACCAGGUUGAUGUUGACGACGCUUUGGAGAAGUUGAGUCGGAUUGAGAAGCCUUUGUCCCUCAUUGAAACUCCCCGAAUUACUAACAUGAUCAUGGUGCAACCCAAUGAGAACACUCGCGUUCGGAUUCAGAACUACAGCGAGCUAAACUCCGUGGCCCUGCGUCGGAUUCUCACGGACCCAAAUUUGCCAUCAAAUGCCAUCCUCGACCAGGCGUUUGCUACGUUUCUUCUCUCACUCGACCCGGACACUUUGAAGUUCAGUCUACCGGACAAUCUUCUCAAUCCUUGCAAGGUCUCCAACGAACCCGGCAAAUCGCGUAUCUGGAACGACUUCACUUUCCAAGAAAUCGGAAAGGGAGAUGAGUUCAUCAAUAUGGAGUCAAUUAUUGAGAAGGACACUCCUGAUCCACAGGCGGUGGCUUCUGGAAUUGCCCCUCCUCAUCCAUUCUUAUCCGUUGAGAAAGCCACGCGGGUGAACCAGUGGGUCGUCGAGAGAGCUGAGAUGGAGAACCAUGAUGAACCUGAGCCGGAGCCUGACGCCAACAUCGCACCGCAGAUUGAUCAGCCUGAAGGCCCUCGCGAGACACCAGCUCCUGUCACCGGUGUCAAGAGAAUACCUGGUAUCCGCACGCGUAAGGCUGCUGGGGUCGCUACACCUCAAGCCGCACCAGAGCCCACGGCUGAGAAUACUGAAGCCUCACCCACCGUCCCCGAGAAGAAGACCUCGACUCCUCGCAAGCGAUGGAAGAUGCAGUACGAACCUACCGAUCUUUUACUUGUCAAGGGUUCAGACUCCCCUCGCGACUCUACUACGACGGUGCGACCAGAGUCUCCCGCUAACAAACUACCAAUGCCGACUUUCGAUCCGACAAAGUACGGCUUGCAGAGGCCACCUCAACACUCAGCGAAGAACUCAUGGGGUAGUUCUACUUCUCCGCAAAGCUCAUCAGUGAACGCUGAAGACUCGCCCGUGGCACCCGAGAAAAAGCCGGCCAAGCGUGAGGAGCUUAUCGAUGUACUCACACCAGUCAGUUCUGGAAAGCCAAACUCGCACCCUAUGCUUUCGUUUGACCAACCUGCACUAGUGCCGCAAGUUGCCAAUCGUGUCGAUAGGACAAAUACGCAGGGCAUGCAGGCGCCGGAUAGGACCAAAGGCUCUACUCCGGACUUGCUUGACCUUGACUUCGAAGCAGAGAGCAGAGUCUUGGGACCUAGCCCCGCUACGACCACCCUUCUGAGCCCGACUGGUUUGAUAAGUGACGAGGAUCUGACUUGGCAGGAGAAGAGGCUCCGCGACUUGAAAUCAUCCCUACGCGAGAAGAAAGACACGUCUGGUUUUGACGACACUGACUCAACCGUCUCGAAUAUGUCGCGUCCUCCCAAGGACCGGCGUGAGAUUAACAUGCGCCUCGCCCGUCAGAGAAUCGCAGAACUCGAGAAAUCUGUCGAAACGGUGAAAAACACUAAUGAUGAAACGGACACUAGAGAAUUCUAUCGCACCAUGAACCACAAAGCGGGCAAGCCUAGUGAGAAAGCCAAAACCAAGGCCGAAGCCAAGGCUAAACGUCAGGCCACUCUCGAGGAUGCUUGGGGAAUUCCUAAGCCAGCCAAGAGAGCAUCAGCUGAAACGCCCAAAACGCCAACCAAUCUCAUCGUAAGGUCCAAGGCUGUAUCCUCUGAGGCUAAGAAGCAGGACCUGCAGGACCUGCAACAGGAAGAGGCAGAAAUCAAGAGUGUUUUCGAAGCGUUGAGACCUGCCCUUGAAGCUGCUGAGUAUUUCAGCGGCCUGUUGACCCUGGAAGCCCAACUCGGCCUGGUUCUCAUUCCUCUUUUGCCCAAAACAUAUAACCAGGAUAUGAUUACAGUUGACGAGUGGACAAGGAUAUUCCAGCCACGCAAUGGCCUUCCUGCUCCGACGACGAAGUUCAUCAACCGACUUACCACGACUGGCUCAGAUGUUGACCAUAUCAUUGAUCUCAAAACGUCAAAGGCUGAGGGCAAGCGCCAUAUUUUCGAACAGGACUACACGGAGUAUAGCGUUUCUUACGAGUUUCAUUGUCGAACUACUGCAGACCAGCCUUUCAUCGUAGCGAUCGACGAACAAGGUAGGCAUUCGAUUCGCAAACCGACGAAGACGCUUGGUGCUGUCAACAUGCACUUUCCCGCCCAGAUCUGGGAUGCCAGCAUGGUUCUCUCUGGUGUCAUCGAGCAUAUUGCCGGUACGGAUCCAGAACUCGAAGAGGCAGUUCAGCAUCUUGUCGAUAACCUCUGGGUGCAACCGGACAAGUCCCUCAUCCGUAUCUUCAGCCGUCUGCCAAAAGGAAACAAGUUCGUCAUUGAGAAGGUGCUCAUGAAACGCUGGACUCGCCAUCGACACAUUCGCAACGCAGAUGCUGCUGCUGCUGACAAUGACACGUCCCCAAUGGCAGAAACCCAAAUUGUCGCACUCAACGACAAUGAAAACGACAUCUUCCUCCAGGUCACUGAAGUCCAAGACCUCCUAAUCGGCUCCAGCACAUCAGACAGCCAAGCCCUACGAGCCCGCUGUGCACCCCACCCCGAAAUGAUAAAAAAAGACAGACUCUGGUACGAGGUCUCCCUCGUCAGCCCCGCCAUCGAAGCCUUCCUGAAAGCAAACAUGGAUGUCGAAGUCGGCGAACGCACAGAAGACUGGCGAAGCCCAGAUCUACUAGGAAACCACGCUACCCUCGUCGCUGACAACUACGGUAUGCAUAGCCCUAAUAUCUCAUCCUGUCCCUCGCCGUCCUCGCCAUCAUCUCCUCCCCACCCAGCUCCAUUCCUCAGCCCAGUCGCUUCAGCCGUCGGAACAGCCGGCCUAGGCGACCUCCUCCGCCUCACCAAAACCGUCGUUGAGAAAAUCGACGGCAUAGGAUUCUGGAACUACGGUCCUGGCGUCGAGGCUGUCUGUCUGUCUGCCAUUACCGCCAGUGCCGGUGCCGGUGCUGGAGCCGGUGCCACAGCAGCCGGUACAGUUGUCGGAGCAAACGCUGGCGCUGACCCGCUUUCCAUUCCCGGUACACCUAAGCCUCCUACUUCGUCUGCGUUGGCUUCUGCGGCGCAGCAGGGAGGACUACUUGGGUUUGAUGAUUAUUUAGAUGGUGUGAAGGAGGCGGAGAGUUUGGUGCCGAGCCUUGUGCCGGCGAAGAGUAGUGGUGUUGCGGUUGCGACGGGGAUGGAGAGGUCUUCGUCGACGAGUUCGGCGAGGGUUAAUGGGGUAAAUGAGUCGGAUUACUGGUAA
Messenger RNA from Aspergillus chevalieri, 3684 nucleotides. RefSeq lists its product as uncharacterized. Bases 1 to 3684 code for a protein of 1227 amino acids. The record is from RefSeq and is a predicted model, not a curated record. The transcript is spliced from 4 exons. Lineage: Eukaryota; Fungi; Ascomycota; Eurotiomycetes; Eurotiales; Aspergillaceae.